Messenger RNA from Betta splendens (Siamese fighting fish), 1784 nucleotides. RefSeq names its product ufm1-specific peptidase 2 (gene ufsp2). The coding region runs from base 157 to 1575 and encodes 472 amino acids. The transcript is spliced from 12 exons. NCBI's taxonomy places the organism in Eukaryota, Metazoa, Chordata, Actinopteri, Anabantiformes, Osphronemidae. The record is from RefSeq and is a predicted model, not a curated record.
CCGAACGCACCAUGAGUGGGCGGGAUCAGUGUUGUCCAAUAGGAUGCAGCGUUGAGAGACACGUUGGAUAUUUCCUGCCACAAACAUGUCAGCCACCAGUGCGUAGACACCAUCAUAUAUAUUAGUGGUUUUUGUGUUAUAGGACUGAACUCCACUAUGGUUUUCGUUAACUCGGAUCCCUCCGAAGCUGCGACCAUCCUUCGUGUCAAAGAGCCGCUGGAGUUCAAGUGUCACCUGGACAGCACAGAUGCAUUGCUUAUGCAAAAAGUGAUUUCGAGAACAUUCACGAGCCUCCGCUCUAAGGUGAAAUCUGAAUCCUGCGUCCUCACAGUCUGUGACAGUCCUGUGGUCAUUUGGCCCAACAAGGGUGUUUUCGUAACGCCUGAAGAAAUAACGCCAAGUGCAUUGUGUGAGGAUAUACAGCAGUGGAUACAGACAGAUGAACAUGAGGCCUCUGGCAAGAAAUCUGGAAAAAAGAAAAUAAAAAAAGGUUCAGUAGCAAGUGUCCUAAACCUUCGCCUAAUGAUGGAGGUGACAACUCCAGGCCCUCUCCCCGCUCCCGUCCUGAGUAGAACCGUUCGGAGGUCCCACUUCCUGUCUACCGUCCUUCCUUUGGACUGUGUUGUCUGUACAAAAAGCAGCGACACCAUCAAAGAUGCCUGCGAGAGACUAGUGGAAGCGCUAACUCAUCAGCUGUGUGACAUGGAGAAAGUGACCUUGCAGCACAUGAAUGGGACCACGCUGCUGACUCCUGAACCGCUUCACUUUCUCCUCCCAGAACAAAAAGGACUGGUGACUGUGGUCUAUCCAGCAGGAGCGCCUGACAGCCAGCUAGAGACGCAGCGUAAGGAAUUGCAUCAGCAGUUUGAGCUACCACAUGACAGGCCAUAUUUCAGAAGAGCCAAUGCACAUCACUUUCCCAACGAGUCCUACAAGGACGGGUACCUCCGAAACCCACAUGUGGCUCUCACACAUCCCAACAUGGAAAAUGGGAAGGUCUACUUGGUGCAGGGGCUCUACAGCUAUCAUCAUUACAUGCAGGAUCGAAUGGAUGACAGUGGUUGGGGCUGUGCUUAUCGCUCCUUGCAGACCAUUUGCUCCUGGUUCCAGCAGCAAGGCUACGUAGAACGACCCGUGCCUUCUCAUAGAGAGAUCCAACAGGCUUUAGUUGACGUCGGAGACAAGCAGGCAUCCUUUGUGGGAUCACGGCAGUGGAUUGGGUCCAUCGAGGUUCAGGCUGUUCUGAGCCAGCUCCUGGAGGUCACUUCCAAGAUCAUGUUUGUGAGUCAGGGUUCUGAAUUGGCAUCUAAAGGCAGAGAACUGGCAAAUCACUUUGCCACUGAAGGAACUCCUGUCAUGAUUGGGGGGGGUGUUUUAGCUCACACUAUUUUGGGUGUGGCUUGGAGUGAGACCACUGGGCAGAUCCGUUAUCUCAUCCUCGAUCCACAUUACACAGGAGCUGAAGACCUGCAGGUUAUCACAGACAAGGGCUGGUGUGGCUGGAAAGGAGCAGAUUUUUGGGAUCAAACUGCGUAUUAUAAUCUUUGUCUCCCACAGAGGCCAAAGAUCAUCUGAGAUCUUGGCUUCACUUCUAAUUGUAUGUUUCCGUCUUUAUCUAAACACAAAAUGUAAGAUUGACACUAUAAUCAGCUUGUUUAAAAAGAACAUUUUUGCAAUAAUUUGGAAUUCUUCCAACUUACUUUCUGUUUGUGUCUUAUUACGAGACCUUUCUACUGUACAACAUGGCUGAUUUUACAAAUAAUUAAACUGUACAAUAUGUUUGA